AUGCCUCUUCUCUCAAGAUAUUCGUUGCGUCAGAAUCGCGGUUUCCUGGGCUCUGAUAGUUCUGCGCUGCCAUCGCAAGACGCCCAAGAUCGUCAACAACUACGUUACGAACUCGAUUUGAAUUCAUGGAAUUUCCGUAUCUGGGGCGUUUGCGCCUCGGGCUUUCUGACAGACUCAUAUAACCUCUUUUCAACUAAUGUAAUUCUAGCUUCGAUCGCAUUUGUCUAUUGGCCCAACGGUCCAGAGUGGUCGGGCCUACUUAUUAACUUCUUUACGCUCCUCGGGUCUGUUGUAGGCCAGGUCUUGUUUGGCUACCUCGCCGAUCGCUAUGGCCGGACUCGCCUCUACGGCGUUGAGCUUGUCCUUGUUAUUGUCUCAACUAUUGGCGUCGCCACUAGCAGUCGCGGUUACAAUGAUCUUUCUUUUCUAGGCCUGUUUACUUGGUGGCGUUUUGUCAUGGGCAUAGGAAUUGGAGCUGAAUAUCCCCUAAGCGCGGUCAUAACUUCAGAAUGGUCUAGUACACAGUCUCGAGCGACUAUGUUGUCCUCGGUUUUCAUGAUGCAACCCAUUGGCCAGGCGCUGGCGCAGUUGGUCGGUCUGUUUGUUCUCCUUGGCUUCCAACGAAGUCAUGAUCUACAAGGAAUGCGAUGUGGUCUCGAUAAACUGCAUGAGGAAGAAUGCAAGAAGGCACUAGACGGCGUUUGGCGCAUCGUGAUCGGCUCGGGUGCUGUUCCUGCGCUUCUCGCCAUCAUCUUUCGUUUCUUCCUUUUCGACUGUGGCAUCUACAGCCUGGAGGUUCGAAACAAACCUGGAAUGGCUCUCGUAAACACUCAAAGGAUCUACGGUGCUCCUCAGGGGGGUGGCGUAGAAACCUUCCCCAAUCGUGGUGCAGCUGAUCGCUCAAUGAGUGCCCCAGGCGACGGAACGAAUUCGAUCCCGAUGGGUCAGUUCAGCCAAAGCCAAGCACCAACAACAUAUCAAAUCAACUCGCCAGGUGGAAACAAUGUCGCACCUUCGUAUCGGGCAACCGAUUUUGGGGAUGGUACGCAUCAUGGCAAUCCUUCACAACAGGCGAUGCCUGUCCAGUUUUCGAGAGAAGACCUGCAUAACUACUUCAUCCGCGAUGGAAACUGGGCAUAUCUCUUGGGCACAGCAGCAACAUGGUUCUUCUUGGACGUUUCGUUCUAUGGUAUGAGCCUUGAUAACAGAGGCACCUUGUCGACUAUGUGGGCAACGACUACACCGACCAAGAUUGAUGACUCCCUCGAAUGCUGGGCAUCGUCACUCCGCGGGGGAAAUUCGACCGUGCCAGAUUGGGCCGUGGAUGGGCUUCCAGUUUGGUCGACCGACGCAACGCAUCCCUGCAACACAAUUUACGACGUAUUGAUCGAGCAAACAAAGCAAUAUCUAUUAACUGUCUCACUCGCAUCGAUUGCGGGUAGUGGUUGUUUUGUUGUCUUCGCAAAUCGCAUACCUCGGCGUCAAUGGCUCACGGCAUCCUUUCUUGUGUUGGCUGGUCUAUUUGUUACCACUGGAUGUGUCUAUUAUGGCGUCCAUCAAAAGCAAGGCGCUCCAGCUACAGUAGUAUGUGUGGCCAUUUGCCACUUUAUGUUCAACUUUGGCGCCAACACAUUGACAUUCAUAAUACCGGCCGAGAUUUUCCCAACUUGCUAUCGAUGUCUCUGCCACGGCAUCUCGGCGGCUGCGGGAAAGCUCGGAAGCCUCGUCGCAGUUCUUGUGGUAUACGGCAUCAACCAAUCAUACCAGGCUAAAAACAGGCAAGGACUCAUAUUCCUACUCUUCGGUUCAGUUGCGGCCGUCGGCGCUAUUUUCUCCUGGGCAUACUUGCCUGAUUCACAACGCCGAGUCGAGUAUGAAGGGAAAACCUAUCUUGAGGCUAAAACACUUGAGGAGCUUGGUGAAGGCAGAAUUAAAGCUCGACUCGGCGGGGAGUUUGUGACGAUCGAAGAGAAGUGGGAUGCUAUCAAGAGGAGGAAAAGGGGCUCAAUGAGAAGUGAUCCAUCCGUGCCAGAUGGCACUACAUAG
Fusarium pseudograminearum CS3096 is the source of this 2046-nucleotide messenger RNA. RefSeq lists its product as uncharacterized. The transcript is spliced from 5 exons. The record is from RefSeq and is a predicted model, not a curated record. Gene Ontology annotation, biological process: transmembrane transport. Gene Ontology annotation, cellular component: membrane. Gene Ontology annotation, molecular function: transmembrane transporter activity. The coding region runs from base 1 to 2046 and encodes 681 amino acids. Lineage: Eukaryota; Fungi; Ascomycota; Sordariomycetes; Hypocreales; Nectriaceae.